AUGAACUUUUCAUAGUUUAAAUUUAUCUCCAAAAGAAAAUAUCCAUGUUAUAUUGAAAGAUUUGAUACUUUAAGAAGAGGAGCCUUAUUACUUAUGCUAAAAGUAUAUGAAAAAUCAUUGGUAUACAAAAGACACAAAGGUCCUUAAAAUGGAAUAAAAAAUGAUCUUAAAAUUAUAGUCUAAAAUCUAAUAUUAAAUUUAGCAGGCUCAACUAACUCAUAAAUGGUUUUUGUGAUUAUACUAAAUAUGGCUUAAAAGUUAAGAAAUAAUGAAUAAAAAUCAAUUAAUUUAUUUUAAUUAGUUCUUUAUUAUAUAAUUUGA
This is a messenger RNA of Tetrahymena thermophila SB210, 321 nucleotides long. RefSeq lists its product as hypothetical. The transcript has a single exon. Lineage: Eukaryota; Ciliophora; Oligohymenophorea; Hymenostomatida; Tetrahymenidae. The record is from RefSeq and is a predicted model, not a curated record.